Ixodes scapularis (black-legged tick) is the source of this 1812-nucleotide messenger RNA. RefSeq lists its product as uncharacterized. Gene Ontology annotation, cellular component: membrane. Bases 128 to 1477 code for a protein of 449 amino acids. The transcript is spliced from 14 exons. Gene Ontology annotation, molecular function: ligand-gated sodium channel activity. The record is from RefSeq and is a predicted model, not a curated record. Gene Ontology annotation, biological process: sodium ion transmembrane transport. NCBI's taxonomy places the organism in Eukaryota, Metazoa, Arthropoda, Arachnida, Ixodida, Ixodidae.
GACGACUUAUGACAUCACACUGGGCUACCAUGGCCACGAUGGAAGUGAGCCCUUCAACGGGUACUACUACGUCAACUCCAAGCUAAACGUCCCUUCGCGGUACGUGGCCACCCUGAAGACUAUUCCCAUGCUCACGCCCAGCAGCAUUCUGGCCGUGUUCGGAGGUUACCUGGGCUUCUGGCUCGGUCUGUCCAUCUACAGCGGCGUCACCCAGAUCACGGGCUACGUCCAGGGAGGCAUAAUCCGGAGGCUCAGGAACAGCUUCAACAAAGCCAGCGUGGGCUGCCUGUUCCGGAUGUCCGGCGUACUCUGCCGGGCGGCCUGCGUGUGGUUCUGCGCCAUCCAGGCGCGGUUGGACCUGCACCUGUACCAGUCCUACCCCACGGCCGUCAUGUACGCAGACGAGCGCAUGGAGGGCAUCGAGUUUCCCGCCGUCACCCUUUGCAUGGAGAAAGGGUUCAACUUCACGAGGAUGUGUAAUGAAAACUCCUUCAUGGAUUGCAGCGACAACGACUCCCAACGCGUGGUGGGAAGCUACCUGGACGUCACGGUCAGGCUCAUCGAGUACUCGUACUCGCGCGACAAGGUCAUCUACGACUGCAGAUUCGUGUCCACCGACGACGCCUGCGGAGACUUCGACUGUGCAGACUUCUGGAAACCAGCCUACACGCACGCAUUCGAGACGAUCUGCCACACGUUCGACCUGGCGAGGAAUCGCACGCCCAACCACCCCUACUGGAAAUGCCCCAGUCCUUGGAAAUACAAGAUGUUAGCGUCCAUCAGCGCCCGCAGCGAGAACGCGUACCAGGCGGCCAACGAGACGGCCUUCCUGACGGGCCACUUCCACCAGCAGAACGUGAUCGCCAACGGCGAGCGGAACACCAUGCGCUUCCAGUCCGGCUACAAGUACAAGAUCGCAUCGUACCAGACGAAUACCAACUCGUUGCCUUAUCCCUACGAGACCAUGUGCAGUGACUACGUGCGCUUGUCCCAAGAGCUCGGCUACAAAGAAUACAUCAUACAGUCGGAGGAAUGUUCGGAGAACUGCCUCAUGGAGCUGUGGCACGAGAACUGCGGCUGCACUUCCAAGUUGUACGGCUUGAAGCACGAGCGGCAUCAGGGCUUGUGCGACAUUUUCGACCACGUGCAGUGCACGGACUUGAUGAAGAGGGAUCUGUGGAGACCCACGUGUCUGGCAAAGUGUACCCAACCCUGCGAGGAAAUCAAGUACAAGACCCAGUCGUACGUGGCUCACAGGAUACCACAGAACGACAGCAGGCUGAACGCGGUGGAGUUUGUGAUCCAGAUGGGCUCGGACAAACGCCGCAUUGUUCGAGGAUACCCCAGGAUGGAGGUUGCAGGACUGAUCACCUAUCUGGAGGGCCACAUCAGCAUGUGGCUUGGACUGUCCAUCCUAGCAAUCUCAACAGGGAUCGUCAAAAUCCAGCAGAAGAUCCUCCAGAGCUUGCUUUCCUGAAAACUGCAGAUCUAUUGUCUCUCCUCACCCUCUUCAGAUUACUUAGUAUCAGACCUUGACUGCUCUCCUGUAUCGCUUUCUUUCAAGGCUAAGACCCAAGGUACAAAGUGCCUGGACAUGAAAGGCAGGCAUUUUGGGAGGGCAGGGCAUACUGCCAGGCCCAUAUCAGAGCCCAAAAUGUGCACAACAACAAUUGGCAAUAGCAGUAAACCCUUGUCCCUCUGAAUGUUAUCGUGGGAGAUAGCUCCAUAUCUCUACUGCUUCCUGCGUCAAAGCCUCUAGCUGGGUCCCCACAGAGGAGAGAUUAGUAGAGCACCAAGAUAAGCACAGUGAAA